Anolis carolinensis (green anole) is the source of this 3707-nucleotide messenger RNA. RefSeq names its product LIM homeobox 8 (gene lhx8). NCBI's taxonomy places the organism in Eukaryota, Metazoa, Chordata, Lepidosauria, Squamata, Anolidae. The record is from RefSeq and is a predicted model, not a curated record. The transcript has 9 exons. Bases 2107 to 3195 code for a protein of 362 amino acids. Gene Ontology annotation, cellular component: nucleus. Gene Ontology annotation, molecular function: RNA polymerase II transcription regulatory region sequence-specific DNA binding; DNA-binding transcription factor activity, RNA polymerase II-specific. Gene Ontology annotation, biological process: forebrain neuron development; neuron differentiation; regulation of transcription by RNA polymerase II.
AAUUGCAGCAUUCACACUUGCCUCCAACAAACAAGGGUUCUUUCUCCCACCCUGGACAUUCCACAGAUAGAUAAACCCCAAUUCUCACAAUCUCUGAGAAUGCCUGCCAUAGAUAUGGGCGAACUGUCAGGAGAGAAUGCUUCUGGAACAUGGCCAUACAGCCUGGAAAAAUUACAGUAAUCUAACUGGUUAUAACUCGAGGUUUGGGGAGGAUUCAGGUCCCAUCUUCACUGGCAUAUCAUGCAGUUCAACUGCAUUGGACUGGAUUAUCUCUACUCUUUCAUGUAAUGCAGUACAACUGUAUUCUGAAACUCCACUAUGGGCCCUUCCACACAACCAUAUAACUCAGAAUAUCAAGGCAGGAAAUCCCAUGAUAUCUGCCCUGAACUGGAAUAUAUGGCAGUGUGGACUCAAAUAACCCAGUUCAAAGCAGAUAUUGUGGGAUUUUUUGCCUUGAUUUUCUGUGUUAUAUGGUUGUGUGGAAGGGACCAUAGUGCAGUUUAGGUGGAGUCUUAGUUGAAUUAUUUAGGGGGUUGCGCCUGCAUUGACUUGUGAAGGCCAGUCGCAAGUAAAUGGGAAGGCCUUCGGUGAGGCUACUUCAGAGUCAGGAGACUGCUUGCUGCUUUAAUAGAAUUAGAACUCAGGGGCCCAAUCCUUUCUUCAUCGCUUUCGCUUGGCGUUACUCUUUGAGCCCAAAGGAGGGAUAGCUGCCUGCUCCCUUUCCCGUUAAUGUCUGUUUAUAUAGUCGCCUAUCAACUUAUGACGACUCGAUUAACUUCGUAGGGUUUGUCUUAGGCACGGAAUCCUCAGAGGUAGCUUGGCCAGUUCCUUCCUCUGAAGUAGGGAGCCUGGUGUUCAUUGGCAGGCUCCCAUUCUAGUCCUAACCAAGGCUGACCCUGUUGAGGGCCCUUCUACAGAGCCAUAUAAACCAGAAAAUCAAGGCAAAAAAAUCCACAGUAUCUGCUUUGAUCAGGAUUAUUUAAGUCUACACUGCCCUAUAUUCCACUUCAAAUCACAAAACGUGGAAGGGACCUCAGCUUCCUAAAACAGAUAACUUUAGGAAUGUAGGCCAUUUUCUUCUGUGGGUGUCUUGUAAUCGCCUGUCUACUUAAAGUUCGCAUAAUCAUGUUUGAACCCACGAAUUUCGCAAGCUUUCUUCAGGCAAAACAUACUCCCCUGGCGGGUUGUCCAUUGCCUCGGGGCCCUUCCACACAGCCCUAUAACCCAGAAUAUCAAGGCAGAAAAUCCCACAAUGACUGCUUUGAACUGGGCUAUCUGAGGCCCCUUCCACAUAGCUGAAAAAACUCCCACAAAGCAGAUAUGCUUUGAACUGGGAUAUAUGGCAGUGUGGAAACAGAUGUUCUAGUUCAAGGCAGAUAUUGUGGGGUUUUCUGCCUUGAUAUUCUGGGAUAUAAGGCUGUGUGGAAGAGUCCUCAGAGGUUGUUUUGCUAAUUCCUUCCCCUGAAACUGAGCCUGGUGUUUAUUGGCAGUCUCCCAUUCUAGUCCUAACCAGGGCUGACCCUAAUUCGCUUCCUAAAAGAGAUGGCCUUAGGAUUGUGGGCCAUUUUCUUGAGGCCCCUUCCACUUAGCUGUAUAAAAUCUCACAUUUUCUGCUUUGAACUGGAAUAUAUGGCAGUGUGGACUCAGAUAACCCAGUUCAAAACAGAUAUGGUGGGAUUUUCUGUCUUGAUAUUCUGGGUUAUAUGGCUGUGUGGAAAGGCUCUGGGUUAUCCGAGUUCACACUGCCAUAUAACCCAGUUCAAAGCGGAUAAUGUGGGAUUUUAGUCAGCUGUGUGGAAGGGGCCUCAGAAAGGCCGCUUAUAGAGCUCCUAGGCGCCCUUCUCUCUUAAAUAACCCCGGUUUGGAAGGGCUUGAUCCGCAUUAAAAGUCAACCCGACAUGCCAAGCCGUGUCCAGGCCCCAGAGUAGUCCUUCCGCAGGUGCCCGGGGCGCCUUUUGUUCGGUUCCCAGCCCGCCUCGAGAGCGCUUUUGUCCCUCGCACCCUUUAAACGCCCUGCCCUGCCUCCUUCCCAUUUGCGCGGGGGCUUUUAAUGGCUCCCAAUUAACCCCAGCUGCUGGGUUUCCCGCUCUCUCUCUCGCUCUCUUCAUGGGACGGGGCUCUCUUUUCUUGGUUGAGCUCCCGAGGUUCAUGGCUGAGGAGUGCGGGCGAGUGGCAGCAGCAGCCGCCGCGGGAAGGAGGCGGAAAAGCGCCGGAGAGGCCGGGAUGGGGAGCCCCGAGGCGGCAGGAGACGAGGACUCGUGCUCUUCGUCCGCCCCGCUUUCGCCCUCCUCUUCGCCCCGCUCGCUGGCCUCGGGCUCCGGCGGCUGUGCGCCCGGCAAGUGCGUCUGCAGCAGCUGCGGCCUCGAAAUCGUCGACAAAUACCUGCUCAAGGUAAAUGAUUUGUGCUGGCAUGUGCGCUGCCUCUCCUGCAGUGUAUGCAGGACCUCCUUAGGAAGACACACCAGCUGUUAUAUUAAAGACAAAGACAUUUUCUGCAAGCUUGACUAUUUCAGACGGUAUGGAACCCGUUGUUCCCGUUGUGGGAGGCACAUCCAUUCUACUGAUUGGGUCCGAAGAGCUAAGGGAAAUGUGUAUCACUUGGCAUGCUUUGCCUGCUUCUCCUGCAAAAGGCAGCUUUCCACAGGGGAGGAAUUUGCUUUGGUUGAAGAAAAGGUCCUCUGUAGGGUACAUUAUGACUGCAUGUUGGAUAAUCUGAAAAGAGAGGUGGAAAAUGGGAAUGGGAUUAGUGUAGAAGGUGCGUUAUUAACAGAACAAGAUGUUAAUCAUCCAAAACCAGCAAAAAGAGCUCGGACCAGUUUCACAGCAGAUCAGCUGCAGGUAAUGCAAGCACAGUUUGCUCAGGACAACAACCCAGAUGCACAAACACUUCAAAAACUGGCAGAAAGAACAGGCUUGAGCAGGCGUGUGAUACAGGUGUGGUUUCAGAACUGCAGAGCACGCCACAAGAAACACGUUAGCCCCAAUCAUUCAUCUACAACUCCUGUUACGACAGUCCAGCCUUCCAGGCUUUCUCCACCCAUGUUGGAAGAAAUGGCAUAUUCAGCGUAUGUACCCCAAGAUGGGACAAUGUUAACUGCUCUGCAUAGUUACAUGGAUGCUCAUUCACCUUCUGCUCUUGGACUCCAGCCUCUGUUACCCCAUUCAAUGACACAGCUGCCAAUAAGUCACAGCUAAUGCAUUUCUUUCAGGGACAUGAGACUAAGGAAGUACCUUGUGUCACCUAUUAUACUCUGUCAUUGAAAAUCAGUUUAAACUUAAAUAGCAUCCAAAGCAAUUGGAAGACCAUUUUGUUGCCCAGGUAUGUAAGUAUAGUUGGCCUGCAAGACACUUUUAUGGCUUUCUCCAUAAAUAUGUUUACAAGACUUAUUAAAAAGGAACACCUUUUUUGUAUUGUCUGGAAGUAGUCCAUUCUAGCUAUGUGUUUGUUAAUUUAUUUAUCAUCAAAAGAGCACUUUGCCUAAAAUACAAGAUUGACAAUUGUGCAAAAUGUUUACAAUUCUUUGUGAAAUUGUAGUUCAUCAUUAGUUUGUAUCUGUAAGUUAUUGUUAUUAAAGUAUUACUUGUAUUUGAGUUACAUGCAGCCUAUACUUUGAAGCUUAUGCCCAUGAAUUGGCAAAAGUUCAUUUGCCAGCAUUCUCCAGAUGACCUAAAUAAAACCUUCUGUUGUAGCAUGCCAAACAAAAACA